UGUUUGAUCCCAACUUCUCUGAUCCUCCCCUUCUUCCAGUGUCCCCCCUCUUAUCUCCUGAUAAGAUAUAUCGAAUGGAGUCACUCUGCACAUGGUCAGUUUGGUGUGCAUUGCUAGAAAGAGCGCAUGUGAUCAGCACAGGGCCAAUCAGCACUGUCCAGACAGAGGUCAGGGGUCCUGCAUCCUCCUAGAGCAGAAAGAAAACUCCUCCUACAAGCUUUAAUCAGUGCUCUGCUGGACACUGAUAGAAGUUACAAGACUCCACUAACUUCUGAUGAGAAAAGGUAUUUAGCACUUUAUAUUUACUAA
Staurois parvus is the source of this 309-nucleotide messenger RNA. The record is from the annotation of a GenBank genome assembly. Lineage: Eukaryota; Metazoa; Chordata; Amphibia; Anura; Ranidae.